AUGGGUAGUAGCGGCGUUAACCAUGGUAUGGCGCGAGUAGGAGCAGGAGGCGAGAGGGGAGGCGGCGAUCCACCUUCUCCCUCCGCCGGGAGGACGGAGCUAGCUUCAGAGGGGAGCUUCGCCGAGAGGCGCCACGGGAGAGAGAAGGGUAGCGCGGUGGCGGCAAAGCAAAGGGGAGCCGCGUCGGCGGCGGAAGAAAUGGGUGAAACUACAGAACGUAAGGAUACAGGGCAUGCACACGCGCACAACGCCGUUGGUGACUACGACGACGAUGAUGAUGAUGAAGACGACGACGAGCCUGUCAUCGUCUGGACCCCGGUGGUAGAGUACCGGGGGUCGCUCAGCUACUGGACGGUGCAGCUCACGGGGUGGCGAACCGAGACGGCUACAGACGGCAGCAACACCAGCAGCACCAGCGAUGUCGUCUCCACGGCCGCAAUGGCCGGCGGCCGGUGGCAACGCAGCAUCAGCAACCUCAGCGCCGCGGAUGGGCAAGACGGCGGCGGUCACACGGCGACGACGGCGGGGAUUACCAUCACCGCCGGUCCCGAGAUGUGCCCGGAAGGGUGCCAGGCCAUCGUGGACACGGGGUCAUCCCUCCUGGUACCGCCUAGGGGCCAGUACCGCGAGGUGAUGAAGCAGAUCAUCGGCGGCAGGGCGGACUGCCGAUACCGAUACGGGAUGACGUCGUGCUCCGAGUGCGGCAGCCCAGAUGACUUCCCCGACAUCGUUGUCUCUGUUGCUGUGGCCCCGCCUCCGGGUCACGGGGGGGGGGCGCCAGCGCGGCGGCGGCCCAUGAAGAGUGCACAUGGCGACGGCGAGGUCGGUAUCAUCAACAACGGAGGGAAACACAACAGGCGGCGGACGGGUGGCGUUGGCGGUAGCGGUGGCGGUGGCAGCAGAGGAGGAGGAGGAGGAGGAGGAGGAGGAGGACGAGGAACCGGGUGGUUCCAGGAGUUCCGCCUGAAGCCGUCCGACUACCUGUCGCAGAGCUGGGACGGCUGCGAAGUCCUCAUCGGCGAAGGGCGGGCGACCGACAUCUGGACCCUAGGCGACGCUUUCAUCAAGACCUACAUGACCAUCUUCGACGUCGCCAACCUCCGUGUCGGCUUCGUCUGCCCCGACGGGGGGCGAUGCCUCGGUGGAAACCCCGCCGCCGCCCCCUGGCGCCCCGCGACGCACUUCUGCUGGCCGUUCCCGGGUAGGAGCACGGUCGACCAAGACAGUGCCGAUCGGCUGGGGGGCACCUACUGCUUGUACCUCCACUUCAGCUUCUUGGGGUGGGCCCUGAUGGCCACUUCGGUCCUUCUGUUCGUGGUGGGUUGCCUGUUUGCCGCCCACGAGCGGAGCAGCAGCGACGGCGGUGCUACUAGCUUGGUGGCGGUGCCGUCGUUGUCACCGUCGGAGCAGCAGAACAACUUCACUCUGUCGAAUCCUCCGUUGCCGCUCCUCUUCACGGCUCGACCUGAGUGCCGUUGUCAGCAGCAGCAGCUGCAGCAGCAGCAGCCGCGAUCAAGGUGGCAGGAAAAGCCGGCGCUAGUAGAGGAUGACGCGGAGGCUGUGCGCGGCGGCAACGGCAGGAGCGGCGGUGGUCCGCGAAGUCCGGUCGGUGACGGUAUGGCCGCGCCCAGGAGAAAGACCCCAGAGAAACGGCACGACUGCCGUCAACCAGGAGGAGGAAGCGAGGGAGGAAUCCCGCUGCGAUGGGCCCAGGGCUCCAAAGAUAUUUUGCUCCCUUUCGCCGGCAGGAGUGCUGCCGUGGCCGGAUGGGUGGUGUCGCUGGCGGCGGCGGCGACGAACGCGCGACAACAGUGGCUUUCCCCUCGUGAUGGCCGGCGAAGAAAAGCCUAG
Messenger RNA from Ectocarpus sp. CCAP 1310/34, 1851 nucleotides. The record is from the annotation of a GenBank genome assembly. NCBI's taxonomy places the organism in Eukaryota, Phaeophyceae, Ectocarpales, Ectocarpaceae.